GUGGAUCUGUGGUUGUUGUGGGUGUGUCAUGUUUGGUUUAGAAAUUAAAUAAACAUUAAAGUCAAACUUAAAAUUUAAAAUCUCGUUUAACUUUAACGUUCUUACAGCAUUGAUCGUGAUUAGUUUCCCUAAUUAAAUUAUAAAGAUUUUUUUUUCAAUUAGGCUUAGCUUACAAGCGCUUUUGAAAUUAGAUAGAUUAUUCUCCUACAAAAAUACUAUGGCUGAUAUAUUAGAGGCUCUAAUACAAGCAUCAGAAAAGGCUGCACGUAUAGCGAGAUCAUGUUGCGAGAACGCAGACACUUUACUAGUCGCUGAGAAGUGUGAAACAGAAGCGAACACUCGCUUUGAUAAGGAUUUCAAGACUGUUGCCGAUGUUCUAGCACAGGAAUGUGCAAAGGCUGUUAUUAUUUUCCAAUUUCCCGAAUUAAACGGCCAUGUUAGAGGUGAAGAGUGCCCCGAAAUUGGUGGCAUAACAAUCGGCUUACAGGGCACCGUGGAAGGCACCGCUCGAUUACUUAGCGGUGCUCUACCUCUGGCUACAGCUACAAGAAUGGCUGAAGCGGCUCACAGUGACACGUUUGAGAAUAUACCUUUGUUUCCUGUUGAUCUGCCUGCAGUUGAUACUAGCGAUCUUGGUGUGUGGAUCGACCCUAUUGAUGCUACUGCUGAGUUCAUAUCAGGAGUGAGAGGUGAUGCUAAACCUGGUCACGGGCUCCCUUGUGUGACUGUACUGAUUGGGGCUUAUUUAAGGUCAACUGGUACACCUGUUGUUGGAGUCAUCAACCAACCCUUCUAUAAUGGAACUGGUCGUAUUGUAUGGGGUCUACACUACAACAACUUUAACUUAAACUCUGAAGAGUUGCACACUUCAAAAGAGAAAAUAGUUCUUAUGAGUGGUGCUGAAAAACCAGAGAUCAUUGAGAGAUUCAAAGCUGCAGGAUGGACUGUCAAUUCUGUUCCUGGUGCUGGUCACAAACUAAUGAAAGUAGCUUUAGGUGAAGCAUCAGCCUACAUAGUGUCACAGGGAACCACAUUCCGAUGGGACACCUGUGCACCGCAUGCAAUCAUUCUUGCAAGGGGAGGUAAUGUUUUGUGCUAUAAAAAACGUGUGCCAAUCAGAUACAACGACGACGAAGACCUCGAAACUAAAGAAUACUGUAAUAAAGAUGGAAUUAUAGCAUACAUAAAUGAGGCUAUUUUGGAUGAAAUUAAAAAUAUACUGUCUUAAUUUUCUUUGGUGUUACAUUACAAUGGUAGAAUACAUUGAGUUUUUCUGUACAAUUUAAUAAUAUUAAUUCAUAUUUUACUUUCAAUCAUAGAUGUGGGCCAAUAAAAAAUAAGUGUGAAACAUGUAUUGGUACCUAAAUUAUUAUCACUCAUGACAUACUUUGUAUGCCGUUGUUUUUGAAUAUAUUCAUGAAAUGUUACGAAUAUUGUUCUUAUUAGUGUUCAAGGUUAGAAAUAAUAUAUUCCUUUAAGGAUAAUUCCUCUUACUAAGAAGAAUUUCCAUUUUUUCAUGUACCUGAAUUUUGAUCUCAAUAUUUAUUAUUUAUUUAUUAAUGUUUCUCAUUAAAGUGUAAAAUUAUUAUAUAUUUACCAACAUUUAUAACUUGUAGGUGAAUAAAAAGUGUAUAUUUUAAUAUAUCUGAUUGUUGUUACUAAAAUGUGUUGUAUCAAUAAACUAUUAAUGAAAUAAUAUGCAUA
Molecule: messenger RNA, 1704 nt
Organism: Bicyclus anynana (squinting bush brown)
Lineage: Eukaryota; Metazoa; Arthropoda; Insecta; Lepidoptera; Nymphalidae
Gene: Ipp
Product: inositol polyphosphate 1-phosphatase
Exons: 4
Coding region: 218-1228 (336 amino acids)
Biological process (GO): phosphatidylinositol phosphate biosynthetic process
Molecular function (GO): inositol-1,4-bisphosphate 1-phosphatase activity
Source: RefSeq, a predicted model, not a curated record